GGGGCUGAGAAAAGUGUAGGCGGGAUGAUGCACGUAGCCACAGAAUGGCGCAUGAAACGCGCAACAAACGCGCACGUCCUCAUUCUCCAAACCCAGGUGCCUGAAGAGCAGCUUGGACUCACAGCGCAUCCUCGCUGAACCUCACACGGAAACAAGGAAACAGCGAUGUUUCUGACACCAACGACAGAUUUAUCAUCAACAAAUCGAUAAGUAGCUUCAAGUGACUUGGACAGAACAUCAUGGGAGGAGUGGUGGUGGAUGAUGGAGGCAGUGGGGUGAAGGCCCCAGAUGGAGGAUGGGGCUGGGCUGUGCUCUUUGGCUGCUUCACCAUCACUGGAUUCUCCUACGCAUUUCCUAAGGCUAUCAGCGUCUUCUUUAAGGAGCUGAUUCGUGAGUUCGGCGUGGGCUACAGCGACACUGCCUGGAUCUCCUCUAUUCUGCUGGCAAUGCUCUAUGGCUCAGGCCCCCUGUGUAGCAUUUUAGUAAAUCGCUUUGGAUGUCGCCCUGUGAUGAUGGUAGGUGGCCUCUUUGCUUCGCUUGGCAUGAUCUUGGCAUCGUUUGCCAACAGCAUUGUUCAGAUUUAUCUCAGCACUGGAGUAAUCACAGGUUUGGGUCUGGCCCUGAACUUCCAACCUUCACUCAUAAUGCUGAAUAGAUACUUCAAUGAGAAAAGACCCUUAGCUAAUGGACUGGCUGCAGCUGGGAGUCCUGUAGCACUGUGCUGUUUAUCUCCUCUGGGCCAAAUUCUUCAGUACAAGUACGGCUGGCGUGGUGGUUUCCUCAUCCUCGGAGGCAUACUGCUUAACUGCUGCGCAUGUGGAGCCCUAAUGAGACCAUUAAUAGCGCCAAAGAAGAGUGCAGAAGACCAGGAAGCAGCAAAAGAAGUAGAGGAAAAGCCAAAACCAAAGCACAAGUUGCUGGACUUCAGUGUCUUUAAAGACAAAGGGUUCAUCAUCUACACUAUAGCAGCAGCUAUUAUGGUGUUAGGACUUUUCGUGCCUCCAGUCUUUGUAGUUAGCUAUGCAAAAGAGCUGGGCAAUGAAGACACCAAGUCUGCACUUCUGCUCACCAUUCUUGGCUUUAUCGAUAUCUUUGCUAGGCCUACAUGUGGCAUUAUUGCUGGACUUAAGUGGGUGCGACCACGGUGUGUUUACUUCUUCAGCUUUGCUAUGAUCUUUAAUGGUACCACCGAUAUUAUAGGCUCCCUGUCAAAGGACUACACAUCACUUGUAAUUUUCUGCAUUUUCUUCGGUAUCUCAUAUGGCAUGGUGGGAGCCUUGCAGUUUGAGGUGCUAAUGACCAUCGUGGGAACAGAGAAGUUUUCCAGUGCAAUAGGUCUGGUGCUGCUGGUCGAGGCUGUAGCUGUGCUAGUGGGGCCACCAAGUGCAGGUCGGCUGCUUGAUGCCACCAAGGUCUACAUGUACGUCUUCCUGCUAGCCGGUUGUGAGGUGGUCCUCUCGGCUAUCGUACUUUGCACCUGCAACUUGCUUUUUAUCAAGAAGACUCCUCAGCAGCCUGACCCUGCAGCCAAGAUGGAGACGGCUGCGACGGAGACUGAGAUGGAGCAGCUCAAUAAAGGUUCUCAGGAUGACCUAGAGAAUCAUGAUGCAAGGAAAGAAUCAGAGCCCAAGAAUGUACAGGAAGAAGAACAGAGAAUAAAUCCAGAGGUGAAAGCACAGAAAGAGAGCAAAGAGGACCCAGACAAGCCAGAAGCAGCAAGCGAAGAUGAACUUCAGGUGGACUCGGUAGAUCUUUCAAAAGUGGCGACCAAAGCAAAUGGCGGUGCAGUGGAACCCGAAUCUUCUCUGUGAUGACAGUACCCUGAGAGAAGUAGACCAUUUUAAAAGUAAGAAAGAACUUGAUUGCCGUUUUGUGUGUGUUCGUAUUUGAUGUUUUGAUGUUGUGUGCUUUCUCUACUGCACUGAAAGAUGUCUCGUGAUUACAGGUAUGUUGGUGUUCGGAUUUCAGUGGAAUUUAGAACAUUUGAACUUUUUUAAAACCUUAAAUGGUGACAGGACAAACAUAGACUUUUAUGCACUAAAAAAUGUCAGUAUCCCUAAAAUAGAAAUAGUACCACAAAUUUAAAGCAAGCUAUGCGUACAAGGAUAUGUAAGCAGGCAGACUUUUAUUCCAUAAGUAUUUUGGAUUCAAAAUUACUCUGUUAAUGAUUAUUCCAUUAAAAUUGCACUAAAGCAAAACUGCAACUCGGUCAUUUAGUACUCAGUAUCUAAGAAGGGAUUAGUUGGUUCAGCUGCACUAUUUAAAGGACCUGUGCAGACUACUAAAUGUGCUGCAGAGAGAUCACUGUGUUUUAGCUUUGUUACAAAAACAACAGCCAGUAACCAUUCAUAACUACUAUUGUGAAUACGCUUGAUCUCUAUUGCACACACUGUUAGCUACUGUGUAACACGUUCAUCGUCUAUGAGAAGCUUACUGUAUAGGGUUUUUUGUGGCAUUUGUCAACACACGUUAUGCAAAUUGUUGUUCGGGUAUAAAAGCAGGUGCUUCAAGUGACUCAAAAUCAAACGUCUAUUUAAUAACCGUCCAUAUGUCUGUAUUUGGAGACCCAUUGGUCCUACUUGGGGUGAAUGACAAAAUGAGAGUUAAACACAUUCUAUUCAUUUUCAUUCUGUUUCAUUUCUGUUGCGAAUUGUUUAAAUGGGCUACUUUGUGUGCUGUAUUUCCAAGUGCAGUGAAACUUGGAAAUCAUCUACUGGUUGAGGCACAAAUGAGUGUGUGUCUCAGUCACACCAGAUUUAACCCUUACGCUCAUUAACAAGCCAUUUGUGAGCUAAAUUAAGUGUUACAGCAAAAAAACAAACAUUUCACUGAAGUAUCACCGGUCUGAACAAGUACAGAGCAUCUGAGCUUUUUUUUUUCAAUUUUGGGGUUAAUAAAGAUAUGAAAUCUCAAGUGACACUCCUGCCAUUGAUUUUAAUGUUCUAGCUUUAUAGUUAGAAGCUGCUUUACAGUAUUUUUCACAGUCAGUUUAUUUAUUUUUGCUAGAUAUUGAUUCCUAGCUAUUUUUUAAAAGUAGUUUUAGAUAUUUAGUUUGUAUUGAAAAAAUGUUCAGCAGUUAAAGGAUGCACCGUUCAUGACUACCUAUCCAGCAUCUUGAUUGGGUCAGUAAUGAGAGACACUUCUGAUAAAGAUUGUGAACCAGAUUAGUAUAUGUGGUGCUCUUUGUUGAUGAUAUGAAAUACUUAAGAGUUGGCUGUGCCUUAAAUGUGGAAAGAAGUUACAGCAAACACAUCAAAAGGAAUGUUUUAAAAACCAUUAUCUUCACUAUUCUGUUUUCUUUUCCUCAAGAUGCUGUGUGUGUGUCUAUAUUUCGGUAAGAUGUUGAAUAAAAUUCUGAACUGAAAGAAAAAGCUGA
Tachysurus vachellii is the source of this 3376-nucleotide messenger RNA. RefSeq names its product solute carrier family 16 member 3b (gene slc16a3b). Gene Ontology annotation, molecular function: monocarboxylic acid transmembrane transporter activity. The coding region runs from base 240 to 1811 and encodes 523 amino acids. Lineage: Eukaryota; Metazoa; Chordata; Actinopteri; Siluriformes; Bagridae. Gene Ontology annotation, cellular component: membrane. The transcript is spliced from 5 exons. Gene Ontology annotation, biological process: transmembrane transport; monocarboxylic acid transport. The record is from RefSeq and is a predicted model, not a curated record.